Phlebotomus papatasi is the source of this 764-nucleotide messenger RNA. RefSeq lists its product as uncharacterized. Bases 73 to 708 code for a protein of 211 amino acids. Lineage: Eukaryota; Metazoa; Arthropoda; Insecta; Diptera; Psychodidae. The transcript is spliced from 3 exons. The record is from RefSeq and is a predicted model, not a curated record.
GUCAUUUGAUCGUUUCUACUUCACUUGGGGAUUUCUCACUGAAAGAAAAAAAUCAUUGUUUAAUCGAUCAAGAUGAGAGCAAAAUUUCUUCUCAUCUCUGUGAUUCUAAUUAUAGCACUACAGAGUGUUUGUGGGUGUUUUUGUCGUAACAAUGCAAUGUGCAAUUGUGGACCACGGGCCAGAUUGAGGCUCAAUAAACCACGAAAUAUCGUUGCAGUAAUUCAACCUUUGCCACAGAAUCAAGUUAUCAAUCCCAAUAUCUGUCGCUGUGGAUGUGGACAACCUCUUAUGCCACCCUUGCCAGCCCUGCCAACAAUCAAUCCAAUUCUUCCUGAUACGCCGGAUUUGGUGCAGGACUUGGAUCAGACAGCCUUUGGAGCCCGAUGCCUCUGCUCGAAACAAUCGGAUGAUUUAGACCGAUUUGCUCCAGAUAACUUACCCCCAAUCGCACCACAGUUACUAACUCCUGAAAUUCUUUCACCGGAAACCCUACCACCUGGAACACCAUAUUGGACGGUCAAUGCAGCGGGGAAUCUUCAGUUCAUCCCGGCGAAUGCUCCGAUGCAGAAUUUGCCGGAUUAUCUUGAGAACCCUAUUGAAGCUGUGGAGGAAAAAAUUGAGGAGAAACAGAAUUUUUUAAGAUAUAUCAACGGAAUUUUGCUCUCCAAAGCUGAUAAUAUCUUAUCACCUCUGUUUUAUAAUAAAUAAAAUGUGUCAACAGUGGUAAAAUACCAAGUUCAAAUAAAAGAAGGUUUGCUUUUCGA